Balaenoptera musculus (blue whale) is the source of this 916-nucleotide messenger RNA. RefSeq names its product 60S ribosomal protein L9-like. Lineage: Eukaryota; Metazoa; Chordata; Mammalia; Artiodactyla; Balaenopteridae. The record is from RefSeq and is a predicted model, not a curated record. Gene Ontology annotation, cellular component: ribosome; cytosolic large ribosomal subunit. Bases 1 to 627 code for a protein of 208 amino acids. Gene Ontology annotation, biological process: cytoplasmic translation. The transcript is spliced from 2 exons. Gene Ontology annotation, molecular function: structural constituent of ribosome; rRNA binding.
AUGGGCAAAGAGAAGAAACUGGAGAGAUGGAUGUACAGACAAGAUGGGCCCUCUCCACCACGGAAACCAUACCCGACUAUUAACACUCCAGAAAACGUGGACAUGACUCUGAAGGAACACACGGUUAUUGUGAAGGGCCCCAGGGGCACCCUGUGGAGGGUCUUCAAUCACAUUAAUGUAGAACUCGGCCUCCCUGGAAAGAGAAAGAGGCUCUGGGGUGACGAAUGGUGGGGAAACAGAAAGGACCUGGCUAUCGCUGGCACUAUCUGUAGUCACAUACGGAACACGAUCAAGGGUGUCACGCUGGGCUUCCGCUACAAGAUGCGGUCUCUGAACUCUCACUUCCCCGUCCACACUAUCAUUCAAAAGAAUAGCCUUCUUGUUGAAAUCCAAAAUUUCUUGGGCAAAAAAUACAUCCGCAGGGUUCGGAUGAGGCCAGGCGUCGCCUGUUCACUAUCUCGAGCCCAGGAAGAUGAGUUAGUUCUUGAAGGAGGCGGCGGUGAACGUGUAUCAAAGUCGGCUGCUUGGAUUCACGAGCCACAACAGUUAAAAACAAGGAUAUCAGAAAAAUUUUUGGAUGGUAUCUAUGUUUCUGAAAAAGGAACAGUUCAGCAGACCGAUGAAUAAGAUCUAAGUUAUCCAGCUACAGAAACAACAAGUCUGCGUCUAAGCUCAGGCUGCCAUAACAAAUACCACAGACUAUGUAGUUUAUACAACAAACAUUUACAUAGUUCUGCAGGCUGGCAAGUCCAAGAUCAGAGCAUCGGUAGAUCCAGUGUGUGGUGAGAGCCCACUGUCUGGCUUGCAGACAGCUGCUUCCUCGUAUCCUCACAUGGCGGAGAGCAGAGAGCAAGCAAACUCUCAUGUUUCUUCUUAUAAAGAGUACCCUUCACAAGGGUUUCAUGCUCAUGACCUA